This is a messenger RNA of Didymodactylos carnosus, 678 nucleotides long. NCBI's taxonomy places the organism in Eukaryota, Metazoa, Rotifera, Eurotatoria, Philodinida, Philodinidae. The record is from the annotation of a GenBank genome assembly.
AUGACUGGUGGAAGUAAUUCACUCGAUGUUGAAAGAUUAAAAGCCGAUAUUCAUCAAGAAGAACAAAUAAAACAAUCGUUAGAACAAUCAUGUCAUGAAUUAACAAACACGGCUGUAGAACUAGAAAAACGUUUAAAAUUAAUUGAUGAAGAAAGUAAUGAAUGGAAAACACGUUUUGAAAAUCAGGAAGAAAUUAAUCGACAUCUUCAUAGACAAAUUGCUUUACUGGAAAAACGUAUUGAAAAUGCUAGAGAAGAACUUAAAACAGCUAAAACACGAGCAACAAAAAUUGAUACCAAUGAGAUCAGUAAAGAAAGUCUUAGUGAAAUAGAGGGUGAAAAGAGAAGUUUAUUGAGUCAAUUAAGAGAUUAUGAAUGGCGGUUAGAACAAGAAAAUAAGGCUUAUCAUAAAGCAAAUGAAGAACGAAAAACGUUAACAAAUGAAAUAACAGAUAUCAGAAAUACAAUAUCAGUUAUGAAGGAAAAAAAUCAAUUACCCGAUCAUCCUAGUAAGAACGAUCGUGUAGUUCAAUUAACAAGUAGAACAGACUAUCCGACGACCGAACGAGAUGCACACAAUAAUAUACCGAUGGAUAAACGAAUCAUCGAUCCAAAGAAAGGACCGAUAAAUAAAAAUGCGACAGUGAGAGCGUUACCGAAAAUUACGAAUAAACAAUGA